GUAACAGAUUGUUUUCUUUGACACAGGUUUAUUGUUAGUCUGCUUUCACUUCAAAAACGUUUCCUUUCUCAACUGCAGCCUAUACGUUAAGACAUAUGCCUAACCGACUGUUUACUGUAUUCGCAAAGACUCGCAUUAAUUUUGUCUGUGUUUAUACAUCCAUGCACACAAAAAUCAGUUCCGUCAACUAUCCUGAGUGAAUUUAAUGCUCGCUUUGUGCCGCCUUCUGGCAGUCCUUACAUCGCGUCCUGACACACGAGUUUGAACGAGAAUUCAUGCGUUGACGGUAAAGGCUACUGCACAGACGGACAUUGCAUGAAAAUGUGGACAGUGGCAAAAUAAGAUGCCUAUUUAUACUACAGAUAGGCUAUCGAUAUUUUACGCGUGACAUCGAUACAUCGUAUCGACGCUUGAUCGAUGUAUCGAUCAAUGGAUCGUUAUUUAAGAUAUUCCUUUGAAGACUGGAAUGAUGCUGAAAAUUGAGCUUUGCUUCAGUGUCAGAUGAUCCUUCCUGCAGAUAAUAUCCUGUUUUGCUGCUCAAGAAACAUUUAUUGUUAUUAUAUAAAACAUAUUUUAGUGGAAAGUCACAAUUAAGUGUAGUUUACUUUUAAAAGUUUUGAGUGAGUCAAAUAUUUCACAAUUUUACAGUUUUAACUGUAGACUAUUUUAAAACACAUAAAUGUAGCCUUGGUGAGCGUAAGAGAGAGAGAGAGAAAAACAUUCAAAUCGUUUAUGAUUUUUGUGUAAUGCCUUAUCAGUGAUUGUCUUAUUGGCCGUAUCAUCACAUUAUUCAUUCAAUGUUACUGCGCAUGCAUAAAAUUUGGGUUUCAUUGCAUGUGGGUAGAGCCACAGAAUCCUAAGAUGUUGAAUGUUGAAUGCUUGGUUCUCAAUAUUCAUAAGCCUUCUCACUGGAAGGUAGAUCCAGAUCAUCAGAACUAUAGGCUACUUGUUUCAUUUCUUUUCCAAAAGGAAACAUCUGACAACACAGUUAGACCAUGUCAGACAGAGGACCCAGGGGUGAAGACACUGUGGACGGCAGAAUAGUCGAUCAUACGGAUGCCAAACCACAUUCAGAUGUUUCUCAAUACAACAUGGACUACCCCAGUCUGGGACAAUGUGUCGUCAUCAACAACAAGAAUUUCCAGAGAAAUACAGGAAUGGGAGUUCGUAAUGGGACAGACGAGGAUGCAAAGAAUGCGAUGCAGACCUUCUCAAAGCUGGGCUUCAAAAUCAAAGUUUACAAUGAUCAGACCGUCUCACAGAUGAGAGAUUUGUUAACUAAAGCGUCUCAGGAGAAUCACAGUCAAUCAGCCAUGUUUGCAUGUGUGUUGCUGAGUCAUGGAGAAGAUGGAAUGAUAUUUGGCACAGAUGACUGUAUCGAGGUGAAGGAACUGUUUGCACUCUUCAGAGGAGACCGCUGCAAAUCACUGGUGGGGAAACCCAAGCUGUUCUUCAUUCAGGCUUGCCGAGGCACAGGUCUGGAUGCUGGCAUUGAGUCUGACUAUGAAAGUGAAGAGGUAACACAGAAAAUUCCUGUUGAGGCAGAUUUUUUGUAUGUCUACUCCACUGCACCAGGUUAUUACUCCUGGAGGAACGUUGCUAAUGGCUCCUGGUUCAUCUCCUCACUGUGUGAAAUGCUGUCAAAAUACAGCAAGCAACUGGAGAUCAUGCAGAUCAUGACGCGUGUCAACCACAAGGUGGCGCUGGACUUUAAAUCCUCCUCCAAUCUUCCAGGGUUUGAUGGCAUGAAACAGAUACCGUGUAUUGUGUCUAUGCUGACUAAAGAACUCUAUUUCCAUAAAUAAUUCAUGUGUAUUUUACUGAUUAUGUUGCAGUGGAAAACAAACACUUUUAAAUCAUUUAAAAAUAAUACUAAGCAGCCAUUUAAAGCACUGCAGACUGCAGCCAAAAUGGGAAGAAGGGAUAUAAUGGGAAUUUAUAAUUAAUCAUUUAUUAAUUAAAGUAAUUAAAUAUUUGAAAUGAUCUGUAUUUUUUCAUCCUGGUGUCUGACAUGUUUACUGUGCUGGAUUUGACUGAUCUUUAAGCUGGGUCACACAUUGGAUGUGGUUUGUUCUGCUGGAGUUGGUAAUCCAUCUGUGGAAAGUAUUGACAUGAGUAUAUGACAUUUCUGUCAUUAAUUACUCCCCCUCAUGUCGUUCCAAACCCAUACAACUUUCGUUCAUCUUCGGAACACAAAUUAAGAUAUUUUUGUUCAUACGUCGUGGUACUCUCCAAAAUGGCAGAAGCCAGUAACUCGGGGAGAACAAUUCUUAAAGGGUCACUGGAUGCAAAACUCACUUUAACAUGUUGUUUGAACAUAAAUGUGUGUUGGCAGUGUGUGUGCACAACCACCCUAUAAUGCUAAAAAUCCACCCGGUGGUAUUUUUAAUCUCUAUAAAUAAUAUCAUAAUAUAAAUAAUAUAAUAAUAUAAAUUGUAGUUCAAAAAGGUAAACACAACAGUUGAAGUUGACUCAAGAUGGGUAAAAAAAAAACUCUGCGAAGUUGCAUUAGUCAUCCGUCACCGACCGUGACAAGUAGACUUUUGAAGAUGGAAUAAUGAGUGGAUUAAGAACAGCCUAACAUGAAUGGAAAUUUUUGGCAAGGAGGAUUGUAUGCAAGGCUACCGACAGUAGUUAAGGUAGUUCGUUUUUUUUUUCUCGCAACUUGUUUAUUGACGUAAUAGCAGUUAGCUGUGCAAUACGUGCUGAUCGGGUGCAGUCGGGUCUGUGUCUUCCCAGCCGGGUUCAGGUCCAACUUUAGAAUAAUGGUCGGGUCCGUGCCGGGUCUGGGUAGUGCAUUUAAGGCAUUUCUCGGGUCUGCAUGGGUUCGGGUCCCACUUUCAAAUAAAAUACAGGUCUGGGUCAGUUCCUUGCCGCACAUUUAUGGGUCUCUUUGGGUUCAGGUAUGAAUUUUUGGACCCAUGAAGACCUCUACCUAAGACCCGCCCUGAGUGAGCUGUAACAAUCUGACUGCCAUUGUUUAAAUGCCGGAGCAGGGACGUAGACAAGAAUGGCUCCUAAGCGAUUGAGGUGUUUUGUUGUUGGAUGUUGUUGUUGUUGCUAGUUAGCAAGUUUCGUGGCUAAAUGCGGCUAAAGUAAACAGGACGGCUAAUCACUCCGCAGAAGAGAGGGGCGGGGUGAGCACAGCUCAUUAGCAUUUAAAGGGAAAUGCAACAAAACAGGUUGCUGUGAACAGAGCUGAUUUUAACAAGGUAAAAUGGGUGUUUUUUACACUACCAUUGAGAAAUUUUAACCAAAGUAUGUUAUAGACUUUUCAUUAAGACCCUAAAGAAUCAUAUCAACUUGUGGAAAAUGGGCAUCCAAUGAACCCUUUAAAUAAAUUAUUUUAUUGUUUUCUUUGCACACAAAAAGUAUUCUCGUAGCUUCCCUAAAUUGAAGUUGAGCCACUGAUGUCACAUGGACUAUUUUACCGAUGUCCUUACUAUGGUUCUGGGACUGGAACGUUGCUGUCUAUGCUGGGUCAGAGAGCUCUCCGAUUUCAUCAAAAAUAUCUUAAGUUGUGUUCUGAAGACAAACGAAGGUCUUGCAGGUUUGGAAUGACAUGAGGGUGAGUAAUUAAUGACAGAAUUUUUAAUUUGGGGUGAACUAUACCUUUAAUGUUAUGUUUUCCCGAUCUCUGUCUGAACGUAUCAUUACAUUUCGUAAUAUCAAGCAUAUGGACUUUCCUCUAUUUUCUACUUCUGUCUCUGGGCUUCCUGCCACUAUCCCUGUUAAGUCUCUGUUUAAGACUGUUAAUAAACUUCUUAAA
Onychostoma macrolepis is the source of this 3769-nucleotide messenger RNA. RefSeq names its product caspase 3, apoptosis-related cysteine peptidase b (gene casp3b). Gene Ontology annotation, cellular component: cytoplasm. The transcript has 7 exons. NCBI's taxonomy places the organism in Eukaryota, Metazoa, Chordata, Actinopteri, Cypriniformes, Cyprinidae. Gene Ontology annotation, biological process: positive regulation of apoptotic process; neuron differentiation; proteolysis. The coding region runs from base 996 to 1805 and encodes 269 amino acids. The record is from RefSeq and is a predicted model, not a curated record.